CUUGUUCCUACGAAUUCCAGUUCUAUGUCGGCAAAGUUAUUACUUCUCUCUCCAUUUCCUUUUUUUCUUUUCUUCUUUUUUAAAGAAAAUGUCAGUAAUCAAAGAUUUCAUUACCAUUUACUUGCUUAAAGUUAUAAAUCGGCAAACGACUAUUUUUCUUGUAACAGUUUUGUUCGGUCUGUUUUAAACUGAACAAAAGUCUAAAGCCUUUAAAUUAAACGAUUAGUUAAGGGUGGUUGGUAUUUUACACAGAAUCUUGUUGGCGCUGAACGUGGACAACAUCGACAGUUGAUAUAUCCUACUGCCGAGUUCCUUCCCAGAAAUAGCCGAAGAUGUACAGUACAGAUUCCCAGAUGGUUACAGGACACUGCCUGAGAAACAUUUGGUUUUCCAUAUUAUCAUGUAAGUCACUUACUUCCUAAACCCAACAACAAUUUUUGUAAUAUACUUUUCAAAAUAGCCAUGACUACCUAUCCAGUAGAUGGUACCAUGCACAAUGGUUCAUACCCUUGGGUCACCCCAAGUUCCUUGGGCCAAAAGAGUUGGCCCCCUGGUUACCAGGCCAGUCUGACAGAUCUCUUCCUGAAGAAGAAUCCACUUCACUUUGGAACAGGAAUUUCUCAACUUGCAGCUGCAUCUAGUUACAUCGAGAAGAUGUCGUCCCUAAAUGAUCAUGUUCAGAAAUGUCCUCAUCCUGAUGCUAAAGACAAACCACACCCUUGUGAGGUCUGCCAACAGUAUUUCUCUAUCUACAAUACCUUGAAAUCAGAUGGAGCAUGUAGUAGUAAUAUCAAUUAUAGUGGGGGAGGAGCAUCUAAUGUUAACCGACCAAUGAGUGCUCCUCCAGAAAGAAAACAGCUUCAAACAUUUCCUCAGCCUCCCACACCUGGAUCAGUUGGUCAGAACCAUCCAUUAGACCAAGAACAGGCACUUCCACCACCACAUCCCUUACAAGACAGACCAUUGAAUAUUAAUGAUCCACUUCCAAUGGGAAAUCAGUCUCUUCGAAGGCCACGUCUUGCUGCCACAAAGCAGUUUAUGUGCCCUGUUUGUUAUAAGUACUUUACUCAGAAAGGCAAUCUUAAGACUCACAUGAUGAUUCACACUGGAGAAAAGCCAUAUUCAUGUCAAGUGUGUGGAAAGAGCUUUACACAGAAAGGAAAUGUAGACACUCACAUGAAGAUCCAUACUGGAGAAAAAGACUUUGGCUGUGAUAUUUGUGGCAAGAGGUUCACUCAGAAAGGUAACCUGAAGACUCAUAUUCGAAGUGUUCACACAAAAGAAAAGCCUUUUGCAUGUCGAGUUUGUGGAAAGUGUUUUUCACAGAAAGGCAACAUGCAGACCCACAUGAGGACGCACAACAAAGAUGAUCGUUUUCCCUGUACCCUCUGUGGCAAGACCUUCUCACAAAAGGGAAAUCUCAAAACUCACAUGCAAAGACACACCGGUCAAGUGACAUCUCGUCGCUUUGAAUCUCAAGUUGGGUCACAUCCUUGUGCCACUGCUCCUCAGCGCUCUUCUGAUUCCUCAGGAGCUACAUCAUUUGCUCCUUAUCGUCUCCACAAGUCUCCAACAGAUCCAAGGGUAUGUGCACCAUCUCCCCUUUCUUCAUCUCCAUCUAAUCAACCCUCAGAAUCUCAUGGUCAAGCUUCUAGAAACAUACAGAGCCCCCCUCCUCAAAUUCUAAAGCCUGUUCCUGAAUCUCACCUACAUAUGAGAACAUCUCCUUUAUCACAGAUGUCUUCAGGAGCCCAGAACUCUCCUCUUUCUCAAAUUUCCCAUGGAGCUCCUCCCUCUCUUGGAACUCACUCACUUAUGGAUCAAAAGUUGUCCACUAUGCCUCAACACCCAGGUUUAUCAAGCCCCUCUCCUCCUGACAUAAUGAACCAACCUCCGGCACACCUUCAUAAACCAUCGGUGCAUUCCCACCAGCAUAUGUCUACACCACUUCAAGGGGAUACAAUUCCUUCUGUAAUGCACAGUCCCUCCCCACAUCCUCGUAUGUCUCCAGUCAAUAGUCCUUCUCCUCAUGGCCCAUUUGGACAAUUAGCCAUUUCCGAAAGUGAAGGACGACCUUUUUAUUCUGCUCCGCCCACGCCUGUACAGGCAUCAUUUGCUCAUUCUCCUCGUUGGCUGUCCCAUGGAUAUCAGAGACAUUACAAUAGUUUCCAACCCCCCUCUACUAUGGGGUCUUAUGGCCCCAUUACCCAACACCCUACCCCUCUUUCCCGUUUGGCUCUCUUGAGUUCUAAUGCUAUGGCUCAUCACCAUCAAUUUUCAAGCUCAUCUCCAGAAGAAAAGCAGAAUUUUUCAACUAAUCUUGCUCACAAUCAACAGUUAGAAUCCCACUACCAUCAGUCAGCAGCUCCGGACUUUUCCCAGUUAGUUGACUAGAGAUCAACGUUGGAAGGUUUUGUUAAUGGUUAAAUAGUACGGUCAGGUAUUUUUAGAAUAACUAUGAUCUUUAAGUUUCUUCCUUCCAACAGAAGCCUAGUUAUGAUCCUUUUCAGGAGCGUGGGAAAGCGGUAUUACGUAAAGAUAUGCUACAUUUUACAAACAUGUUGCUAGGAGAGACAAGUAUCCAAGUGACUACUGGUGUUCAUUCGAGGCAGAUCACUAAAUAUUUUUUAAUGUUAUUGAAGCUAGUCUGUGGAGAGUGUUUUCUGCUCAGCACCUGUGUAAUAUCACGUACGUUAUCAUUUAUACAUGUAGAAUAUAUAUAUAUAUAUAUAAUAAAAUAAAUCAACUUAAUGUCGACUCACAGUUUACCUUGUGAUUAGGUUUUAAAUCUGUUUUUCUCUACGUGAGAGCUACCAGCAUCACAGAUAACUUCCCAACAUAUUUAUUAAUGUUAUAUUUUCUCUGUGGUUUUAGAGGGCUUGUUACCAUGGUUACAACUCUUGUCACUGUACAGUGUUAUCCAGGUGCUUUAGUGCCACUUGAAAUUCAAAAUUCAACAAAAAAAAGAAAAGUGAGAGACUAGGUUAAAAAAAAAAUGAUCUUUGGAAAUAACAGUAGUUUCAGAGUUGUAUAACAUAUAUAUAUAUAUGUUAUCUUCUGUGUGAUGAAUGUAUGAAGAUGUUGUUCUUUAUUGUGUAUACAACCCGUAGAAAAUCUCAUUGUUUUAAUAUGUUAAUUUGUGGAAGAUGACGUGUCAUACCAGCAUAGAGUGUCGAUGAGUAGGUGUAGUUGAUACAAUGUUCCAAGCUUAGCAGUUGGGAUUGAUAAUAGAAUUAUGGCCAGUACUAACUUGCAUCUCUGGCAGAUUGAGGAUUUUCAGAAGGGGAAGCGUAAUUUGGUAUCCUCAGAGAUUGAGGGGGUUUGUAUACCCCCCUGGCUCCAGAAACAACUUAAUUUUUUUUGGUGGGGGGUGAUACGUUGAUUCUGCUCUGUGCUGGAGCCACCGGUGUUUAAUGUCGAUGAUAAUGAUAUACCUGCAUUCGUAGUAAGAGAUUUUUUCACCAGCACCACAAACGGUGUCAUAGAUAGUGAAGUUCAUGCUAGUAUAUUUUUAUACUGAUGUAUCGCAGUGCCAUCCAGCUUUGAUAAUGAUGUGCAAAAAAGAUGUAGAUAAUGAUUUGUGAUACUACACUACUGCUGAGAAUGACGUAUCAUAACCGUUGUACAUGUUAUAGAAGCUUCUAGUACCGUUGAUGUGCUUUUCACAAAAUAUAACACCGUACUGCACUAUCCUCAACAUAAAGUGAUGUUGGUAGCAUUAGGUGUUACCCAAUAUAUCGUUUCUGAUCAUUUGUGCUCAAGUCCACUUGUAGUACUAUUAUUAAAGACACUAUUAGGUUGGCACGUUUUAAACAGGAGUGAGAAGUUAACGACCUUAGUUGACUCAAAAAAACUGAAAGAAGAAAUGUUUUAUCGUACGAGCGUAUGACAAUUCACUCUAGUGUUUUCACCACUUCUAGUACAGACUCCUGUUUAGAGGAAACAUAGUGUGAUAACAAUCUCGCUGAUUUAUUUGGUGGAUGUACUAGGAUGUUUGUCCCGAUGUCGGAAUUCUCUCGUGAUUAGUGAACUUUGCAUUUACUACGCAUUCUUCACCCGAUGAUGAGAUAUCACACUUACUACCUGAUUUAGUGGAUGUUAUGGGUAGUUGUACCACUAGAAUUCACCCUGAAUUAGUAACCAGUUUUGUCUUUAAAACAUUUUUCACCCGAUGACGUUGCAUUCACUUGUUUACCUCAAGUGGAAAGAUUGCAGGGACAACCCACAGUGUGAACGUCGGUAACGUUUUUUUUAACAGUCUCAUCCAUGAUUAACUAAAGUCAUUUACCAUUCUUUGAAUUUAAAAAAAAGCAGAUUGAGGUGUUAAGCCUUGAAUUCUCAUGCUCACGUGUUCUUUAGAAUUCUCCAAGAUCAUUCCAAAUAAUGUAUCACCUUUGUGGUAGAGAAUUUCAGUGAUAAAAGUAUGUUAUUUGCAGUUGUUGUGUGUGUAAACAGAAGUGACUGCAGUGGUGCUUCUUAAAAGGUUGUUAUUUGGUAAAGUGCUACUCAUUUAAUCACUUGUUAUAUUAUCUUUAUCUAAACAACAAUAUAACUGUUCUGGUAAUGAAGUUUGAAAGGUGUUAGUAUUUAUAGCCCAAGGCAUAUGUUUAGCAUUGAUGUAUUCCUUCAAAAGGAAUAAAAAAUAAAGGGUGUAUAUAUAUGUAUGUAUGUACACAAAAGGUGUCCUGUGUACUAGUCGGAGAUUGCAGCUGUGUGUGUUUUGUCUGUAUGUUGCUAUAUGUUACCGAGGUAUUAUAGAGAGCGGCUCAAAUCUGUAUUCUCUGAAGUUUGUCCUGAAUGAGACAAUCCACUUGCUAUUCUUAUCAUUGUCUGGGAAGGUUUAUCAUACAUCUGAUCAUCCUUUUCACAUCCUGAUAAUUCUUUUUCUUUGAAGACACAGAUCCAUUGUUUUUAAUGUAGUUGUCACAUGCUUGUGAUCUUUGUUAAUCACAAUCAUCUCCAACCAGUUUUGUAGUCAAAUUAUCUCUCUCAAUUUUUAAAUUCAAAUCCAUGUUGAAAUUAGGCAGUAUCCUGUCAAACUUUCCACCAGUGAUGAAGUACGUUUACAGCUGUUCCGCCUGUUUUGUCCUACCACACUUUCGACCAGUAAUGAAGUACGUUUACAGCUGUUUUGUCCUACCACAAUUUCCACCAGUAAUGAAGUACAUUUACAGCUGUUCCGCUUGUUUGUCCUACCACACUUUCCACCAGUAAUGAAGUACGUUUACAGCUGUUCCGCCUGUUUUGUCCUACCACACUUUCCACCAGUAAUGAAGUACGUUUACAGUUGUUCUGCCUGUUUUGUCCUACCACACUUUUGACUAGUAAUGAGGUACGUUUACAGUUGUUCUGCCUGUUUUUCGACCAGUAAUGAAGUACGUUUACAGCUGUUCCGCCUGUUUUGUCCUACCACACUUUCGACCAGUAAUGAAGUACAUUUACAGUUGUUCUGCCUGUUUUGUCCUACCACAUUACAGUUGUCGCACCUGUUUUGUUUGCCGUGAGUAAACUGUUACGUGCUGGAUAAUCACCUGCUCACCGGUAUGAAAUGCAGAUUCCCCCAUUAACAUAAGAUUAUCCAGUAUCUUUUUCAAUAAACAUUUUCGUUAUAGUUGACAAGACCCCUGGAUUUUUUUAACUAGUGUUGUCUGUUACAUUAUGUAAUGUACUAAGUGAUAGCUCUGUGGUGUACAGUUAUACACGGCCACGUGUAUCACACGAGGAGUUUCAUCCAAUGACUGAUUGGUUCUGAGUGUUCCAGUAAUAAUGUCUUGUUAAGAUAUUAUUAUAGUAUCAUAACUACUACAUGCUGUAAAAGUUUACCCAGUAAUAAAUUCCCAUCAUGUUAUUGAUACGUCGUGUAAUCUACACGUCUCUAAUUUUGUCAAGAAAUGCCAUUGAGAAAAAUUGUUGGACUCUUUUAAAAUGGUGGUUCUAAAAAUGAUGUCACAGGUGAUAUUCAAUGGGAAUCCAAGGGUGUGUGCGGUCUUGGGAAUUUUUUUUUUUAAUAUCAUUAAAUCAUGAUUUCUGUUUCAAUAUAAAGGUGCUCAUUCAUUUCUUUGGAAUGAUAAUCAGGGUAACAAAAGUUAAUAAUGAUAAUGUACCUAAUAAUAUAAUCCAAGUUUAAUGAAAUGAGUCAAGUCCUUUCUGGUGAUGGCCAUGAUCUUACCUGUCGUAUCAGUAAUACUAUCCAUUAAUAGUUCUCCAAAGAGGUCACUGGUACACAGUCUUACCAUUAUACAGAUUUCAAGAACCAAUGGUGCUAGCCAAUCAGACAAUGCAAGUGAGCUGUAUUUUACGUCAGUGAGUCGUGUUUUUUUAAGAGAUGAUGGAGUGUUUGUGGUGUGUUGUUAAGGUUUUGUAGUACAGAUGCACAAGUUGGACUAGUCAGUCUGUUUGUUUUUAAUUGGUUCUUAGCAGUGUCUUUAGCACUAGAAAUGUUUAGAACCUUAAAAUGGUUUGAUAUGGUUAAUGUAAACUAGUUUCUUAUUUGGUUCUUAGCAGUGUCUUAAGCACCAGAAAUGUGUAGAACCUUAAAAUGGUUGAUGUAAACUAGUUUCUUAUUUGGUUCUUAGCAGUGUCUUUAGCACCAGAAAUGUGUAGAACCUUAAAAUGGUUGAUGUAAACUAGUUUCUUAUUUGGUUCUUAGCAGUGUCUUAAGCACCAUAAAUGUGUAGAACCUUAAAAUGGUUCGAUAUGGUUAAUGUAAUCUAGUUUCUUAUUUGGUUCUUAGCAGUGUCUUAAGCACCAGAAAUGUGUAGAACCUUAAAAUGAUUUGAUAUGGUUUGUGUAAACUAGAUUUUUAACUGGUUCUUAGCAGUGUAUUGAGCACAAGAAAUGUUUAGAACCUUAAAAUGGCUUGACAUGGUUCUUGUAAACUAGUUUUUUAACUGGUUCUUAGCAGUGUCUUAAGCACCAGAAAUGUGUAGAACCUUAAAAUGAUUUGAUAUGGUUUGUGUAAACUAGAUUUUUAACUGGUUCUUAGCAGUUUCUUGAGCACAAGAAAUGUUUAGAACCUUAAAAUGGCUUGACAUGGUUCUUGUAAACUAGUUUUUUAACUGGUUCUUAGCAGUGUCUUAAGCACCAGAAAUGUGUAGAACCUUAAAAUGAUUUGAUAUGGUUUGUGUAAACUAGAUUUUUAAUUGGUUCUUAGCAGUGUCUUGAGCACCAGAAAUGUUUAGAACCUUAAAAUGGCUUGAUAUAGUUUUUGUAAACUAGUUUUGGUACAUCAGAGUAUAUGAAAAGACCUUUAUUGAACUUAAGAUAUAAAGUUGAUGAAACGUGUUUUGUGUCAGGUGUUCUUGAUUUUAAAGAUUUUGUGGCCUUCUCUCUGAAAAGCAAAGCGGGUUGAAUGUCUUCCAGUGCUCUGCAGUACUGUACAGUUAUUUGUAAGUGAUGAAUGCAUAGACAUUUCUAUGGUUUAAGUUAUUUAUUAAGGAAAAAAAUCAAAACAAAAGCAGGUACUCAGUAAUGUUAUUGAAAGUGGUAUUAGAUUAGCGCUGAAAUCGCCGUAUGUGUAAAUCUUUGUUAUUAAAAGUAAAUCCAGCUUUAUUAUAAUAUUGAUCUUGUAAGUUCAGGUUCAUUGGUUUAAUUUUGUCAAUUAAUUAUCUGUAGCAUAUCCCCCCCCCCAACCCACACACACACACACACACACCAAGACAAAUUUUUGAAAA
Molecule: messenger RNA, 7673 nt
Organism: Limulus polyphemus (Atlantic horseshoe crab)
Lineage: Eukaryota; Metazoa; Arthropoda; Merostomata; Xiphosura; Limulidae
Product: zinc finger protein 85-like
Exons: 2
Coding region: 463-2394 (643 amino acids)
Biological process (GO): regulation of transcription by RNA polymerase II
Cellular component (GO): nucleus
Molecular function (GO): DNA-binding transcription factor activity, RNA polymerase II-specific; RNA polymerase II cis-regulatory region sequence-specific DNA binding
Source: RefSeq, a predicted model, not a curated record